AUUGAUGGCCUUUCCUCCCAAUCCGAGAAUCAAGUCAAGAAGCCAAACAACACUGCGAUUUCUUCGAGAAUGUAACUGUCGAAUCCUCUUUCGUCGAUAGCAUCGAGUUCAGGUGGGGCUGUGUUUUGAUCUAUUUAUAUACUAUUUGGGGUCGCGAAAUGAGGUUAUGAUAUAUGAUCAUCUCUGUUCGCAACAAUCGCUAUUCCAUGCUGAAUGUUCGAAAUCAUACCAUACUCUAUAACAGAGGGUUGGCAUGAUGCCUCCCGGUACGGGCAUGUUUCAUGAAGGCUUGCUUCCAGUUAUGACCGUAAUUCCGGAGGCUACAAAGAGGAGACUGGAACACCAAUACCGUCCGACGCAAACCCUAGACCCUCAAAAUGGCUCGAAUAAUACCAGCAAUCAUAUCCCUUCUCCGAUAGGUCCAUCAAAUGGCGACUCUCGAGGAUUACCCACCCGUCAGGUGACUGAUGAGACGCUCGAUGAUGCAUAUGUGAGCUUUAUCAUGUAUUGCAAUCCGUCAAUACCAUUGGACACGGAUACGACCGAGCUCAGAAAGAUAUUCCGAGCACCACCAAAGAGCGAUGGGAAGAAUUUCAACACUUUCGUACUCUUCGAGCUUAUACGGAAAUUGGAGUUGAAAGAGAUUAAAACAUGGGCACAAUUGGCUCUCGAUUUGGGUGUAGAGCCUCCAGCUUUCGAGAAAAACCAAAGUGCUCAGAAAGUUCAGCAAUAUGCAGUCAGACUCAAGCGAUGGAUGCACGCUAUGCAUGUCGACGCCUUUUUUGAGUAUCUUUUAAAUAAGCCUCAUGUAUACUGGACUCAAAUUCCCUCUAUGAACGACCCUUCUUCUGAAUUUGGUCGCGAUGGCGUUGCUGCUGAAGAAGAUUUGGCUCUUCGUGCAUUGUUACCAGAAACACGACCCAAGCGCGGCAGGAGGAAAGCUGAGGACAGAGACGAAAGCGAGACAGGCAAAUCGCCUUCUCAGAGGCCUCGUCUUGAUUCUCCAACUCUUUCCGAGGACUUUAUAAUGGCAAGGACAUCGUUAAUUGCCGAUAACACAACACCAGCUACAGCUCAUCCAGACUUCCAGCAGAGCUUUGGAGAUAGGAUGAUGCCUUGGUCUGCAGAUACUAGGGGCGCAAUGGCUCCAGCUUUUCGUUGGCCUCCGUCGUCUGAUACGUUACAGACUCCAUUAUCAGCAUAUCCCCAAUCAGCUAUAACGCCUUCGAAUCGAGGUCAUAUGUGGAACGACGAGCCUCGUUCUGCAAUCACACCUCAAAAAGGUCGUCGGCGGCGACAUGGACCGGCGGUUUCAUCAGCCUGGCCCAGUAGUGGGAAUGCAUCCUCUAGCAAACUCAGAGGACGACCGCCAAGUAAUAGAUCAGUGACUGAUGGACCAUUUUCGACAUUUCCAGUCAAUCCGAGUUUGAAAGAAGGACCGACAAUAAACCUCAGAGACAGCAGCACAGUAGCUACGCCGAUAGUAUCAGAUGCCGACACCAAUCACUUUUUUCCACCGAACGUACCAGCAGCUCCUCCAAAUCCGCCACUCCAGACUGGGAGGCCAAGUGGUCUACAGUUACAGGUACCACAGCGUCAAGGUGGUACGGUCAGGCUUGCAACUCCUCCUCCACCUGUUGUCCUAGUCAACGGCCAGGGAGAUACAGAAAUGCAGCAAAAUCCCGCCGCGGACGUACAAACAUUCGUUCCCCUAAUGGAAUACUUCGCCAACCCAGCAGCUCAUGAUCCAGGAUUUGAGAACUUUGUCAGCAUAGCAUUCCGACAAAAUGAAGAUCCGGAUCGUACGAACAUGGAUGCUUUAGAAAGUCAUUUUAUAUGCGAGAUCUUAGCCGCCGAUUGGUACGAUGCCACAGGAGCUAGUAUCGAGAAAUGUAGCAUCGAUGAGGCAGACAAAAUCUGCAAAGAAGUUAUCAAAAAUCUGCAGGCAGAAUCUAGCAGUACAGCAGCAUUUCUCAUCAACUUGUCCGCUUUAGCAGGAGGACCGUUGAUGACGAGACUACGAAUGACGAGGCUGGAGCAGGGUUCGGUUAGUCACUAUGAAUGUCAUUGGAAAAUGAGGUUUGGGUCUAUUGAGGCAGACUUCAAAAUUGCUGCGACGGUGCAUCAUGGUCCGGAUUCGGGACCUUUGGAACAUGGACCCGAGCAGAGCGAGGAGUCGUGGAAGAAGAGAUACUUGGAUCUGCAGCAGAGGAUUAGAGAAAGGGACCAGACAGUGGGAAAGCUGAAGAGAGGUGUAUUGGAUGCACUAGUUGUGUCGAAUCAGUUUUCAAGUAUAUAGUGUAUGAAUUGUACGAGAUAUGAACAAAGCUGGGGCAUAAAGUAUUGGCCAG
Messenger RNA from Mollisia scopiformis, 2351 nucleotides. RefSeq lists its product as uncharacterized. The transcript has 2 exons. NCBI's taxonomy places the organism in Eukaryota, Fungi, Ascomycota, Leotiomycetes, Helotiales, Mollisiaceae. Gene Ontology annotation, molecular function: DNA replication origin binding. Bases 254 to 2299 code for a protein of 681 amino acids. The record is from RefSeq and is a predicted model, not a curated record.